AGCCGGAGGCGCGGCGGGUGCAGGCUGGCAGCGUGGGCCCCGGGCACUGGCAGCGGUCGGGCACCUCCGAUCCCGGGACGCUGCAGGCGCCCCGGUGUCCGCUUAGAGUUUGAGAGGACCUGGCUCCACGGUUAGGACCGGUUUAUCCUCAACACAGGAGGGUCCCAAGUUAGGCAUGAUGGGUGCCAGCCCUUGGCGCGCCCUUCGAGAGCCAAAAAGCCGAAAUCAGACAUGCACACGGCCGUCCUGAGACGGGAUAAGUUAAGUGCUAAGAGAUGGGAUCGUGUCAGCACAGCCAUAGAUGUAAGUGGAGCUGGAAGACCGGUAGUGGAACUCCUUGGGGAGAGAGUCCCCAAGGCCCUCCUUACUGUUGGAGGACUGUCUGUUUGCCUGGAAUAUGCUACUCCCAUCAACGUGGUAAAAAGCAUCAGAUGUCGAGACUCAGGUCAGCAUGCUAAUCCCAUUCUCCAUGAAGAAUUGCUUCCAGUUACUUUGUAAUCUCAAGGUCCCAGCAGCUGGCUUUAAAAACACAGUUAAAAGUGGACUCAUUUUACAGUCGAUUUCCAAUGACGUUUACCACAAUCUGGCUGUGGAAGACUGGAUCCAUGACCAUAUGAAUUUAGAAGGCAAGCCCGUCCUUUUCUUGUGGAGGAAUUCUCCCUCUGUGGUAAUUGGUCGGCAUCAGAACCCUUGGCAGGAAUGUAACCUGAAUCUGAUGAGAGAAGAAGGUGUGAAACUGGCUCGGAGGAGAAGUGGAGGAGGCACAGUCUACCAUGAUAUGGGUAACAUCAACUUGACUUUUUUUACAACCAAGAAAAAGUAUGAUAGGAUGGAGAAUCUAAAAUUAGUUGUGAGAGCCCUGAAGGCUGUCCAGCCACACCUGGACGUGCAGGCUACUGAAAGAUUUGACCUUUUACUUGACGGACAGUUUAAAAUCUCAGGAACAGCUUCCAAGAUUGGCCGCAAUGCAGCUUAUCACCACUGCACUUUGCUAUGCAGUACUGACGGGACCUUCUUAUCAUCUCUGCUGAAGAGCCCUUACCAAGGGAUCAGGAGCAAUGCCACGGCCAGCACACCUGCCUUAGUAAGAAACCUUAUGGAAAAAGAUCCCACUCUGACCUGUGAAGUAGUGAUAAAUGCUGUUGCCACAGAGUAUGCUGCUUCUCAUCAAAUCGAUAAUCACAUUCACCUAAUAAACCCAACAGACGAGACAGUGUUUCCUGGAAUAAACAGCAAAGCCAGAGAACUGCAGACCUGGGAAUGGAUAUAUGGCAAAACUCCGAAGUUCAGCAUAGACACUUCCUUCACUGUGUUACAUGAACAGGCACACUUGGAAAUUAAAGUAUUCAUAGAUGUCAAGAAUGGGAGAAUUGAAGUCUGUAAUAUUGAAGCACCCGAUCAUUGGUUGCCACUGGAAAUAUGUGACCAGUUAAAUUCAAGUUUUAUUGGUAGUAAGUUUUGCCCAAUUGAAACGACAGUGCUAACAAGUAUAUUACAUAGAACAUAUCCAGGGGAUGAUGAACUACACAGUAAAUGGAAUAUUCUGUGUGAAAAAAUUAAGGGAAUAAUGUGAUUCCAAGUAAAUUUCUUAAUGUUGACAGUUUUGAUGAGAAAAUUAAAAUGUUUACAGUGCA
Molecule: messenger RNA, 1634 nt
Organism: Dama dama (fallow deer)
Lineage: Eukaryota; Metazoa; Chordata; Mammalia; Artiodactyla; Cervidae
Gene: LIPT1
Product: lipoyltransferase 1
Exons: 2
Coding region: 452-1573 (373 amino acids)
Biological process (GO): protein lipoylation
Cellular component (GO): cytoplasm; mitochondrion
Molecular function (GO): lipoyltransferase activity
Source: RefSeq, a predicted model, not a curated record